GAACCAGGCACUCAGCAGUGGAUGUAUGCUCUCAUUCAUCCCCAAAGUGACACUCUCCUAACGGCAGCGCACACUGAGAGGUUUUUGUGAUGCAUUUAAGAAGACAAUCAGCGGGAGGAGCAUGGCCAGGAGGACCUUAUGAGAGGAUCACGCUUGCGGCUUGAUGAGACGCACUGGGGAGGUGUUUCUCCUCCGCAGACAUGAUUUGACCACUUUCACCUGCUGCCCCUUCCUGGACACAGCCGUUCGUGGAGAUUAAUAUGGGUCACAGAGGUGCCACUUAACGUUUUCUUUUCAUGAUGCCACUGCAGCACAUUUUCACUGGAAUUUACGCAUCUCUGCACUGAAGACAGCACUGACAACUUGUUUGUUUUUUGGUGGACUUACACUGCACUGCCUUUCCAACAACUUUUAAAGACGUAAAAAACAUUCUUUGGUUGUCCUAAAUGGAGCUGAGAACAUACCUGCUGUGCCUGGAGUGCAUCCUCCUUCUUAAAGGCUUGUGUCAGUGCUUCAACAUUGACGUGAAGCAUCCACGCAUCUUCGGUGGCUCGGAUGACGCCCUCUUUGGCUUCUCUGUGUUGCAGCAUGAAACAGAGGGAGAGAAAUCAAUGCUGGUUGGUGCUCCUUGGGACGGGCCACCCAAUAACAGGAAAGGUGAUGUGUACAGGUGCACGAUGGGCGAGGAGAGCAACUCAAACUGCAGCAAAAUGAAUUUAGGUGAGACCGCCUUCCAGAACAUAUCCAAAAACCUGAAGAACUCUCACCUGGGAAUGACCCUCACUCCAGACUCACCUGAUGGCCUCUUGGCCUGCGCCCCACUGUGGUCUCAAGAGUGCGGCACGUCCAUGUUCAGCACUGGCAUCUGUGCAUCUGUCAGUGAUGACCUUGAGCCAAGAGAGAUCAUAGCUCCUACAGCACAGCGUUGCACAACAUACAUGGAUAUUGUGAUCGUGCUGGAUGGAUCCAACAGCAUCUACCCAUGGUUUGAGGUUCAGAACUUCCUCAGCAACAUCCUAAGCAAGUUCCACAUCAGCCCAGACCAAAUGCAGGUGGGGAUCCUGCAGUAUGGCGAGGUGGCGGUCCACGAGUGGUCCCUGAAAGACUACCAGACCACACAGGAGGUGGUGGAGGCUGCCAAGAACAUCAGCCGCCAGGAGGGGCGAGAGACGCGCACCGCAUACGCCAUCAACAUGGCCUGCACAGAGGCAUUCAGCGCCGAGCGAGGAGCGAGGGAGGGAGCCACCAAGGUGAUGAUCGUGGUGACGGACGGAGAGUCGCAUGACGGCGAGGAGCUGCCCGACGCUCUGCUGGAGUGCGAGAGCAGAAACAUCACCAGAUAUGCCAUCGCUGUUCUGGGCCAUUACAUCCGCAGGCAGCAGGACCCUGAGACCUUCAUCAGUGAGAUCAAGUACAUCGCCAGUGACCCUGACGACAAAUACUUUUUCAACGUGACGGAUGAGGCUGCACUCAACGACAUUGUGGACGCUCUGGGAGACCGCAUAUUCUCUCUUGAAGGCACCAUGGGCUACAACCAGAGCUCCUUCCACAUGGAGAUGGCCCAGAUUGGCUUCUCCACACACAUGCUGGAUGACGGAAUAUUGUUCGGGAUCGUGGGCGCUUACGACUGGGAUGGUGGCGUGCUGAAGGAGGGGAUCAACGGGAGAAUCAUGCCGGCCAGAGAAGCUUUCGAGAGCGAGUUCCCGCUGGAGCUCAAAAAUCACGCUGCUUAUCUCGGUUACACGGUGUCAUCGGUGCUCGUCGGUGAUUGGCGGAGGCUGUAUGUCGCUGGCGCACCUCGCUUCAAACACAAAGGCAAAGUCAUCCUGUUUGAACUCAGCGAUGACGGCGCCGUCAACAUAGUGCAGGCCCUCAAUGGAGAACAGAUCGGCUCCUAUUAUGGCAGUGAGCUGUGUGGACUGGAUAUAGACCAGGAUGGCAUCACUGACGUCCUCUUGGUUGCAGCCCCCAUGUACCUGGGCUCAGGGAACAAGGAGGCUGGUCGAGUCUACAUUUACACCCUCAGCGGGGAGGAGGUGUUUGUCUCCAAUGGUACCCUCAAAUCAGAUGAAAAGUCCCAAGAUGCCAGGUUUGGUUACGCAAUGGCCGCCGCUCCGGAUCUCAACCAUGAUGGAUUCACUGACCUGCUGGUGGGUGCCCCUUUGGAGGACGAGCACCGAGGGGCCAUUUACGUGUAUCACGGUCAAAGCAUUUACAUCAUCCACAAUUACAAGCAGCGUAUUCCGGGGAUGUCAGUUUCCCCGUCCCUGCAGUAUUUUGGCCGCAGUGUGAGUGCAAGGUUGGACUUGGACGGAGAUGGGCUGAUUGACUUGGCAGUUGGAGCCCAUGGUAGUGCUGUGCUGCUCAGAUCCCGAAGCAUCGUCCAGAUCAACGUGACUCUGUCCUUCCAGCCACAUUCCAUCAACGUCAUCCAAAAGACGUGCCAGCGUGGAGGCAGAGAGUCGGCCUGCCUCGACGCCACAGCCUGUUUCACGGCGGUGUCACGCUCCCCUGGACCACGCAGCAACGGCUUUGAUCUCUGGGUGUCGGCCAUGUUGGAUGACAGGAAGUUGUCAGCUCGGGCACUGUUUGACGACAGCUCCCACCGGCAGACACAGCUGGCAGUACGAGCUCACACGGGACAGACUCUUUGCUACAAGCUUCCCUUCCACGUCUACGACACAGCGGACUACAUCCGCCCGAUUAGCUUCUCCCUGCGCUUCAAGAUCAACAACACCGAGAGCGGCCCUGUGUUGGACGAAGGCUGGCCGACCUCCAUCAAGAAAUAUAUCCCGUUCUUUAAAGACUGCGGGGAGGACGACGUGUGCACCACGGAUUUGGUGCUGCAGGCGCAAAUGGACAUCUCUGGGACGAGACAGAGGCCGUAUGUAAUCCGCAGUCCUCGUAGGCGUGUGUCAGUGGAGGUCCAACUGCAGAACCGACUGGAAAACGCCUACAACACCAGCCUGACGCUGCACUACUCACGCAACCUGCACUUCUCUAGCCUCAGUAUUCGGGAGGAUGCCAACUUUAAGAUUGAGUGUACGGCCGUCGGCUCCAACAGCCACUCCUGUAACGUCAGCUACCCGGUGUUCCGCUCUCAGUCCAAGGUGAACUUCAUGCUGGAGUUUGAGUUCAGCUGUGCCACCCUGCACAGUCGCGUCCAAAUGAAGCUCCACGCAGCCAGUGACAGUGUGGAGAGACAAGACACUUUGGGGGACAACAGUGUUCAGCUGCAGAGUUUUGUCCAAUACGAGCCUGAUCUGUUUGUCAGCAGCGACUCCAACUUAAACCGAUACGAGGUGCAUCCCACGAGGACGAUGUCAGAAGCCAUUGGACCAGAGUUCUACACGCACUUCAAGAUCCAGAACCUGGGCUGCUACCCCGUGAGUAAUCUGGAGCUCAGGCUGCUUCUGCCGUCCGUGGCGGCAGGAGACUGGGUCUUUAUGACGGUCACCGACGUGUCCUCGCACAACGCGACGGGCGUGAACUGCAGCGUGACGAGCGAUCUGGCUGGGCUGAAGGGUCGCCAGAGAGACGUGCGCCCCCUCCACCCUGAAGACAUGAUGCAGAACGACGUCCUGAAUUGCAGCAGGUCAUGGUGCAUAGAGGUGACCUGUCAAGUCCAGCAGCUCCUGAAAGGACAGACUGCGGUUAUUCGCCUUAGCCGAAGAGUGCAUGAUGACUUUUUCAGAAAGGCCAAGUAUAAGUCGGCAAGGAUAAUCAGCAUGUAUCAGAUUGCACCUCAAGAGACCAACCUCAUCACUCUGGGAACAGAAACAGCCUGGCGAGAGACUGUACUGGAGGUGCUCAAGGGAAGAGCCAUUCCCAUCUCACUGUGGAUUCUGAUUGGUAGCAUCAUUGGUGGUCUGCUGCUACUGGCGCUCAUCAUCUUCAUACUAUGGAAGCUCGGCUUCUUUGCACGCAAACACAGAGAUGAGAACCACGAGGACUGAGGUGGACAUGAGGUGGACUGCAGGCUGACGUCCAAAGAGUCCAGAUACAAUCAGGGGUUCCCCCAAAGGAGCAUCUCAGCGGUCCAACAGGAAAGCACUACCCACUACUUCCAGGAUUGGGAGCACUUAUGUAAAUAGUCUUUUUUUUUUGCUUUUUAAAAAUUUGGUAUUGUAUUAAACCACAUGUGUUCUAUUUAAUAAACAGACAUGGUCAUGGUUUCACAUUUCAAACAAUCACCACUUGUCAGAAAGGAAAUAAAUGAAAACUGGUACCAAACGCGAUUUGUGGUUAGUUACACGGAAACUACACCAAUUUCCAUGAAAACUUCAUGAAAUGAAAUAUAAAUAUGAAGUCAAAUAAA
Messenger RNA from Dunckerocampus dactyliophorus (ringed pipefish), 4318 nucleotides. RefSeq names its product integrin, alpha 10 (gene itga10). Gene Ontology annotation, biological process: cell-cell adhesion; cell adhesion mediated by integrin; cell-matrix adhesion. NCBI's taxonomy places the organism in Eukaryota, Metazoa, Chordata, Actinopteri, Syngnathiformes, Syngnathidae. Gene Ontology annotation, molecular function: integrin binding. Bases 447 to 3956 code for a protein of 1169 amino acids. The transcript has 30 exons. The record is from RefSeq and is a predicted model, not a curated record. Gene Ontology annotation, cellular component: external side of plasma membrane; integrin complex.